Trifolium pratense (red clover) is the source of this 1547-nucleotide messenger RNA. Its product is annotated as neuroguidin-B. Gene Ontology annotation, cellular component: nucleolus; small-subunit processome. The coding region runs from base 191 to 1144 and encodes 317 amino acids. Lineage: Eukaryota; Viridiplantae; Streptophyta; Magnoliopsida; Fabales; Fabaceae. Gene Ontology annotation, biological process: maturation of SSU-rRNA from tricistronic rRNA transcript (SSU-rRNA, 5.8S rRNA, LSU-rRNA). The transcript has 8 exons. The record is from RefSeq and is a predicted model, not a curated record.
AAAAAUAUUGCGUCUUUAACUGUAUCCCAAACCCUAAACCCUCCUUCAAUCCAGACCCGCCGCGAUCCUCGCUACGUACCGUCCCUCUGCACCCUUAUCUCGCCGCCCUUACUCCGUCCGGCAACUCCAUCAUUCUGUCUCCAUCGCAACAGUUCUCAAAACUCGCAGUUUUGGAGGUCCUGAAAAAACCAUGACGAAUCCUGAAAACAAUCUGAUCAAUGAAGAUAACAGGGAAAAAGAAGCAUCUCAACUUGCUGCAUUGUUGAAAGAAAUGAAGGAAGGACUUGAUACUAUUAAGCGAAAAAUUCAAACUAUAACUGCCAAGGUGAAAGAUCAAAGUUCUACAGCAGAUGGAUUCAGUUAUCUUGAAGCUAAAAAUUUGUUGCUUUUGAAUUAUUGUCAAUCUCUUGUUUAUUAUUUGUUGCGAAAGGCUAAGGGUUAUUCAAUAGAAGAACAUCCUGUUGUUCGAAGUAUUGUAGAGAUAAGAUUAUAUUUAGAAAAGAUUCGUCCAAUUGACAAAAAACAACAAUACCAAAUCCAAAAACUAAUUAAAGCUAGUGAAAAUGGAACAAGUAAUACCGGUGAGAAGGAGCCUGUUGCAUCCAAUAAGAGCGACGAUGUUUCAAAGUAUCGUCCAAAUCCCAACAAUCUUAUUAGCAAAGUGGAACCAACCGCUGAGGAUGGUGAUGGUGUGUAUCAUCCUCCUAAAUUUGCCCCUACAUCUAUGGGUCUAGAUAAAUCUUCAAAGCAAGAUAGAAAUUCCAGCCGAAGAGACAAAGAAAUUCUGAAACAAGCUAAGCAAAGUGAUUAUAUUAGGUCAUUGGUGACUGAUAUGGAGGACAGACCUGAAGAGAUAAAAGAUUUUGAGGGAACUAGCAGAGAAGUGGAUAAGUUUAUUAGCAAAAUGGAGGAGCGGGCUAAACAAGAGGAGGAGCUGUUCAACCGUGUUCCUCUUACGAGAGAGGAGAGGAAGAGAGAGAAGCACUUGAAGAAAGCAACAAAUGGGAUGCAAGGUCUAACAGAUAAUUUAUUCGAUGAAAUCAAAGGAUUACCCUUUGAAGAUGAUACUGGAGAGCAAACAAUGCGCUUUAAAAAGGGUAGCAAAAGAAAUGGGAAGUUGAAGAAGCGAAAGAGAAAACAUUGAAGAAAAUUUGGGUUUCGACCUACUACAGGACUAUGUUGCUAGUUGGAAAACACUGCAUGCUGUUGGAGGAAGUACUGCGAGGGAGUGUUGAUGCCAGAGUUGGAUUUGGUGCAUUGCAGCCUCUCCGGCUUUCAUAGUUCUCUUCAAUUCCUAUAUGUGAGGUGUGGAACUGUAGGGCUAAACAAGUAGGGUUCUUAGAUUUAAUUUUUUGUUAUUUAUCAUCAGUCAUCGUCAUAAUUAGAGUUCAUCGAGAACCUGGAUUUGAAAUUUUAGAAGAAAUGCCAUGAUUGUUUAUUGGCUGUUGUAUCUAAACAAGUAGCGUUUGUAGAUUUUGAUUGUUUUAAUAUUACCAAUACUAUUAUUAUCAUAAUCAUCAUCCUAAUUUGCCAGGAUGCUUAGUUUA